Dibothriocephalus latus is the source of this 882-nucleotide messenger RNA. The record is from the annotation of a GenBank genome assembly. Lineage: Eukaryota; Metazoa; Platyhelminthes; Cestoda; Diphyllobothriidea; Diphyllobothriidae.
AUGCAUUUAUCACGGCUCUUCCCUGCUGCAAUUGAUGACCUCUACAAUCUACACAGGGUGGCCUCGGGCAAGAUGAAACUCGCCCUGGAUAGAAGCGAAACUUCUCAAAGCCGAUCUAGGUCCAUGAGUGGAGACAGGUCCGAACGUUCCAUCUGCCCUUUUAGAGUGCUCGCAGACAUGAUCGAUGGACGCCAGCCAUUGGGCUAUGCUACUCACACCCACUUUGCCUCCUAUUACCACGGCGUGCCUGCCUGGUCCGUGGCUCCCUUCUUCCGCCUUUACAUGCGCUAUCUGUCAGAAUUCUCCUUGGCUAUGCAGGCCCUGUCCGAAAUGCGUCACGGAUCUAGCACGCUCAAACGUAACCUCAAGGUAGUUAAAUCACGCGAAUGCAGUCUAAAAGAGGACACCGAUAAGUGUAAUAACGAUAAUAACGGUAAUAAUGAGCGCUACAAUUUUGAUGGCAGCGCUGUUGUUAACGAUGCUAUUAAUACCGAUAAUGAGGACCUUUCAAUGUUGAAGUUGCAGCGUCAUCCUGCCUGUGAACUGCGCGAUAUCACCGCCUACUUAUUGGCACCGGUCCAAAGGCUGCCGCGCUACCUCCUACUUGUGAAGAAACUGAUCUACUAUACUGCCAAGAACGAACCACCCGCGCCCUACCGCAUCAAGGCUGGACUUCGGAAACGUGAAUACGGGCCAGAAAAUAGCGCCAUUGUCGGUCCUUCCUGUCCCAUCCCCACACAUCCCUCGCUGGAGUCUCUGCGGCGCGCAGAGUCCGCCCUUCAUGGCAUGUUGCUUGAGCUGGACGAGAUGGUCGGUGUCGAGAUGGCGGGUCUCUGUGGUCGCAAAAAGUCCACGGACAACACUGGCCCUGUGAUCAACGAA